AUGUUUGAACUGAGAGCCUACGAUGCUACCGUAUAUUCACAGGCUCAGAGACUUCUCCGGCUUCACCAAACCUUAGAUCAUCAAAAGAAUGGUGUCGCCAAUGACGACAAGAGCGUGAUCGGCGGUGUACGACGGACUAGUCAGAGGGAAGUGAUGAACAGAGCCAAUUGUGACGGGCUGAUGGGGAAUCCGUUGCUAUGCAAGCUGAAUCACAUUCAAUUCGAGCUUUGUUCGAUAAUAAAUAACGGACUGGUCGAUGAAAAUCGUACAGAACGUCCCACUGGGUUCAGUCUACCGAUAUUUUGUCUGCUUCUGAAAAACCAAGCACUCACUUUUACCAAUAAACCUGCGUUUAGAGAUUUUGAACAGGCCAGCGCAUCGCCUCCAUCGGGGUUACCGUCGUUGCUAGAAUGGAGAUCGAUUGAUGUUGAGAAGCCACCGCUCAUCAACGAUUGGCUUGUUGAGCGACUACGACUGAACGAAUUACUGGCGAUGCGACAGUAUAAGCUUAUUCAAUUAACGCUGCACCAAAACAUUCUAUCCAAAUUGAAUAGCAUUCUGAAUCCAACAGUAGCACCGCUACAAAGGGCACAAUGUGAUCGGAGUCUGCAAUUUGGUGACACGUCCGAAUCGUUUACAGUGUGUGAGGAGAGCGGAGCGAUCAACCGGGUGUUAAUUGUCACCGGCAAUCCUUCAUCGCUGGGUAAGUUUGAGCGAGAUAUAAAGGCAGAAAAAUGGACAGUUUUCUUACCGGAAGGAAGCGACCUCAUUGAGCAUUUAAGAGGCGAUGUUGAGGUACAUUACCUCACUGAACUCAACGAUUGGAAUCACUGGAUGACAUGGGACGUUGAGUAUGCUAUUCGUGGUAGAACCUAUGACAUUGCUAAAUUGAACCUUUAUGCUUUCCAAUUUCACAGCUUCGAUCAGCCUCAUGUCGUUCGUCGAUUGAAUAUGACAGCGCGUCAUCUGGCGCUCACUAUAAACGUGGAAUCAGUCGCUAGUUCUGAUGGUAUUCGCGUCCUUGGGGAAUGGUAUCAGUUACUCUAUUGGCUCUUCUUCUCUGAAGGAUACGCAGUAAUCGGUGCCAAAUCAUCAGGUAUUUGUGGACAAAGGAACCAGAAUUGCAAGUAUCAAGUCAGUUUGAUGCGCUUGGAUUCGAAUGAACUUCGUUCUCGAUCAAUGGCUCCCGUUUUUGGAUUAGGUGGUUAUCGAGAUCUGAAAUCGGAGGACAUUCCGCUAGAACUCUAUCGUAUGCCAAACUUUCAUAUAGUCACACCGGUUAAAUCAUUGGAAGGCUUAGGAACAAAUGUUCAUCGUGUCGGCAUCGGGUUGACGCACAUGAAUGAAACCGUAGACGGCGAAUGGGAACUAAACACUCUCGAGAACUUGUUAAAUGACAUCUUCAACAAUUCAACCGUUGAUUUGUUGCUAAUGGAUAUGAAUGGGGGAGAAGUGGAUACUUACGGUGAAUUGCUUCGAUUGGCCAAUAUGACCCGUUUUCACCAACUUGCUCUGCGUGGAUACGUGUGGUCCGAAGAGAAUGAGAAUUUCCGUCAGAUUUACUGGAAUCUACGACAAAUGAAAAAUUACGACUACAUUAUGCGAUUCGCCAACUUAUGGGACACUCGCCUGGUCACUGUUGUGGUUACGGUGAAUGUGCUUCCGAUUGGAGCCAAGAUGACAACGGCUCCUCUUUCACAUUCGCUUUCCAUAGCCGCGUCUGUUGUAGAUAGAUGGGCUAAGAGCACUUAUUGA
Angiostrongylus costaricensis is the source of this 1755-nucleotide messenger RNA. The record is from the annotation of a GenBank genome assembly. Lineage: Eukaryota; Metazoa; Nematoda; Chromadorea; Rhabditida; Metastrongylidae.